Messenger RNA from Tripterygium wilfordii, 1828 nucleotides. RefSeq names its product transcription factor GAMYB-like. The transcript is spliced from 3 exons. NCBI's taxonomy places the organism in Eukaryota, Viridiplantae, Streptophyta, Magnoliopsida, Celastrales, Celastraceae. The record is from RefSeq and is a predicted model, not a curated record. The coding region runs from base 82 to 1620 and encodes 512 amino acids.
UUUGAAUUGGAAUUGUAUUUUGUUUGUUGUUGGAGUAUUGAGUUUUCUUACUUCUUCAGGUGCAUUCAACUAGAUAAUAGCAUGAAGAGUGGGACUGAGAGCAAGAAAAUGAGAAAGGCUAAUCGUGAAUCUUCAUUGGUGGAAGAAGAAGCCAGCAUGGGAGGAAACCCACUAGGAGAUGUGGCUUUAAAGAAAGGGCCAUGGACAUCUGCAGAAGAUGCAAUUCUGGUGGCCUAUGUCAAUAAACAUGGAGAGGGGAACUGGAAUGCCGUACAAAAGCACUCGGGACUUUCCCGAUGUGGGAAAAGCUGCCGCCUUCGAUGGGCAAAUCACCUAAGACCUGAUCUGAAGAAGGGUGCAUUCACUCCAGAUGAAGAACGACACAUUAUUGAACUCCAUGCCAAGAUCGGAAACAAAUGGGCUCGAAUGGCUGCAGAGUUGCCUGGACGUACCGACAAUGAAAUAAAGAACUUUUGGAAUACGAGAAUUAAGAGAUUACAGCGUGCUGGUCUACCGAUUUACCCUGACGAUGUGUGCCUCCAAGUACUAAAUGGGAAUCAAGAAGGUCAAAACAUGGGUAGAUUUCCAGUUGGGGACACCCAUGACCCUGAUCUCAUUCAAGCAGACAAUUUGGAGAUUCCAGAUGUAAGAUUUAAAAAUUUAGAACUCAAUCAGAGUCUAUUAUCUUAUUCGCCGACGCUUCUUGAUUUUCCAGCAGGCAAUGUGCUUAAUCAAAGUGUAGGUUCAUCCCAUAGUUACAGCUUUAUGUUCCCAACAAUGCAUCCUCGAAAACGACUACGAGAAUCAGAAGCGCCGUUUCCUGUAUUGGCUGGUAGUCUUAGUGGUGGUCCCCCUUCGUAUAACCAAUACGUGGACUAUGCUUCUGAGAAGAUUGCUGACCCCUUUCGUGUGUCCUCUUUGUAUGAUCCUGGGUUCGAUACCUGGGGCCAGAUGCCACUGGAUGCUUUUUCUGGUAGCCAUGCCCUUUUAAAUGGCACUUCUUCUUCUUCUGAGCCCACAUGUGGGGCUACGAAGUUGGAGCUCCCUUCACUCCAAUAUUCAGAAACUCAACAAGAUAGCUGGGGCACACCUGCUUCCCCACUGCCUUUGCUUGAGUCUGUUGAUACUUUAAUCCAAUCUCCUCCGACUGAGAAGAUCAAAUCAGAUUGCAUAUCCCCACGAAGCAGCGGUCUAUUGGAAGCGGUACUUUAUCAAUCGCAGACUUUGAAAAGCUCAAAAUUGUCUUCGCACCAGCAAAAUUCAGUCAUUUCUGAUUUUCCUGGUGACGUGGUGGAUGAUUCACCAUUGAAUCCUGGCAAGGCUGAAUGGAAAGUGUGUUAUGACCCAAACUCUCCUUUAGGCCAUUCUGCUGCAUCUAUAUUUAGUGAGUACACUCCUGUCAGCGGAAACUCAUUGAAUGAACCCCAAUCAAUCGAGAAUAUGCCAGGUUGCGAUGUUGAAAAGAAAGAAGCUCCUAGUCAGAUAGACUUUUCUCGUCCAGAUCUUUUACUUGGCUCAGGUUGGUUUGGGCAUUCCGGCAGGCAUGUUAAGGAUCAAUCCCUGCCAACGGACCCUAUAGAGGCUCUUCUUGGGGAUGAUGUUGAAAUGGUGCAGCGCUAACUCUUGUUCAUGAGUUAUCUUUACAUUAAAUUUUUUAUAUCCUCCUGGAACCUCAAUCACUGAUUUCUAUUUCUCUUCAAAUUUUGUGAACACUGGGAGGCUUUGGGGAUUUUUGGGUGGACAGUUUCCAUCUUGUAGUGACUCUGUAAGUAAAGAUUAUUAUUUAUGUUGUAGUAGUGCUUGUGUUGGAACAUUGCGCUUCCACCUC